GACCUUAUCCACGGCAGCUGCCCCUGCACAGCCCUCGCCUCCCCGCUGAGCUCUGCUCUGUGCUGAGCCAGCCCAGCUACAGCUGCACGUCCUGACUGCACACUCCUGAGAUGGGACAGAACAAGAGCAAACCCGAGCCUGGGGACCUGAUCGAGAUCGACCAGCCAUUUCAUCAGCACUGGGCCCUCUACAUGGGGGAUGGAUAUGUCAUCCAUUUGACACCUGUAGGUAAAGACAAGGUAAAACUGGGGGCCCACGAGGUGCCAGUAUUCACCAGAAUGGUGAAGAAGGAGUGCCUGAAGAAGGUGGUGCGACGUAAUAAAUGGCGUGUCAACAACAAAUCUGAUGUGUCCCCAGAUCCGCUUCCAGUGGAGGAGAUUAUGUCUCGUGCUACAGCUUGUAUUGGCAAGAAGGUGAUGUAUUGUUCAUUUGGUAGGAACUGUGAGCACUUUGUGACAGAGCUUCGCUAUGGAGAAGCAGUCUCUGAGCAGGUGAGUGGCACAGGGUGAGCCCUGGGUGCCUCCCAGAGCAGCUCCUGGCUGCUGCCUGUGAGCCCAGCACUGGGACACAGCCUGCAGCCUGCAUGGGCACAGCCCAGUGCCAGCCGUGGGCUCCAAAGCAGCGCUGCCUCUGGCCUCCCCAGAGCCCCUGCAGCUGGAGGGUCACUCUGCUCUGUGUGCAGCCUGACAGUGCCCUCUCACUGAGUGCCACCUCCUAGGGCUACAAACCUGGGUCUUACCCCUUCUGCUCAUGGGGCACACGUCUCUCAUUGAUUUACUUGUUCUGGUUAUCAGUGCCUAUUCUCCAUUACCAUACCUGGGGCUAAAUGGAAGUGCUCCUUGUGUUUCCAGCCUAAGCUUUGCUUUCCCUUUAUCUGCUAAGAUGGCAAUUGUUUGCAUGCUGGCAGUAGGAUCUGUGCUGUUGCCUUCACUGUGGGUGAAAUCCAGAGAG
Catharus ustulatus (Swainson's thrush) is the source of this 951-nucleotide messenger RNA. Its product is annotated as phospholipase A and acyltransferase 1-like. Gene Ontology annotation, biological process: N-acylphosphatidylethanolamine metabolic process. The coding region runs from base 111 to 509 and encodes 132 amino acids. Gene Ontology annotation, molecular function: glycerophospholipid phospholipase A1 activity; A2-type glycerophospholipase activity. The record is from RefSeq and is a predicted model, not a curated record. The transcript is spliced from 3 exons. Lineage: Eukaryota; Metazoa; Chordata; Aves; Passeriformes; Turdidae. Gene Ontology annotation, cellular component: cytoplasm.